Molecule: messenger RNA, 1470 nt
Organism: Hirsutella rhossiliensis
Lineage: Eukaryota; Fungi; Ascomycota; Sordariomycetes; Hypocreales; Ophiocordycipitaceae
Product: phosphomethylpyrimidine kinase domain-containing protein
Exons: 12
Coding region: 1-1470 (489 amino acids)
Biological process (GO): thiamine biosynthetic process
Cellular component (GO): cytosol
Molecular function (GO): hydroxymethylpyrimidine kinase activity; phosphomethylpyrimidine kinase activity
Source: RefSeq, a predicted model, not a curated record
AUGGCUCCGGGUAGGGUUCUGCUAGUCGCCGGCUCCGACAGCUCAGGCGGAGCAGGCUUGGAAGCAGGCCAGAAAGUGCUGGCAGCCCAUGGAUGCUACGCCAUGACGGCAACGACGGCCUUGACCGUCCAGAACACGACAGGCGUCAAGGGCAUCCACGUCAUCCCCUCGACCUUUGUUGAGCAGCAGAUGGAGGCGUGUUUGGAGGAUGUUGGAGCCGAUGUCAUAACCACCGGCAUGCUCGCGGCCGCCGACACCAUCGAGGCCAUUGCCCGGCAAGUCGUCAAGCAUAAAACGCGAGCUCUCGUUGUCGACCCAGUCAUGGUCUCGUCAUCGGGCGCCCAGCUCCUCCCGCACGAAGCCAUCCGGGGACUCUCCCAGCAUCUCCUCCCUCUCACCACCGUCCUGACGCCCAACCUGCCCGAGGCCAAGCUCAUCCUCGCCGAGGCCGGCAAUUCCGGCUCCGUCCCGCCGCCGCAGGGCGCCAUCGAGUCGGUAGUCGAUGUCGAGGCCCUGGGGCGCCAGAUCCAGGCCAUGGGUCCCCAAUGGGUGCUGCUCAAGGGCGGCCAUCUUCCCUUCCGUGCCGACAUGACGGUGGCGUCGACCGAGGCGGAGCGCGAAGUCGUGGUGGACGUGCUUCUCGGACCCGACGAUUUCGUUUUGCGCCUUCAGAGCCCGUGGCAGGAGAGCAUGAGCACCCAUGGCACCGGCUGCUCGCUGGCCGCUGCCAUCUCAUCCGGCUUGUCAAAGGGCCAGAACGUCCCGGUCGCGGUCCGAGCCGCGUGCCGAUACAUCGAGGCCGGAAUCCGCUCGGCCCCCGGGUUGGGCAACGGCUGCGGGCCGCUGGGUCACUUCCACUCGAUCCAGCAUCUACCCUUUUCACCCGGCUACUUUGUCGAGUACUUGCUUGACCGGCCAGACGUCAAAGCCGGGUACAUCAUCCAGGACUAUCUGUACCUCAUUCAUUUCGCGAGAGCCAAUGCCCUCGCGGCAUACAAGGCCAAAAAUGUCGACGACAUCAACAGGGCAACCGAAAUCGUCGGGCACAUCCUGCGAGAGCUCCAGCUACAUAUCAACUACUGCGAGUCCUUCGGCGUCUCCCUCUCCGAGAUGAAAGCCACAGAGGAGAAUCAAGCUUGCACCGCCUACACCCGCUACGUCCUCGACGUCGGCCAGAGCGACGACUGGCUCGCCCUCCAGAUGGCCCUGGCUCCGUGUCUUCUCGGCUACGGCGCCGUCGCGCAGAUGCUCGACGCCGACCCAAAGACGCGCCGCGAGGGAAACACGUACUGGCCCUGGAUCCAGAACUACAUUGCCGACGACUACGUGCAGGCCGUUGAGCUCGGCUCCCAACUGCUUGAAGAGAGCAUGCGGCUACAAUCGCCGAGCCGAAUAGAGGAGCUGGUCAAAAUAUUCAUCCACGCCACCAAGAUGGAGAUUGGCUUCUGGGAAAUGUUUCCCUUCAAAUGA